CCGCCAGCAGUGUCCACUCGCAUGAACCGUACCUGGGCAGAUAGACGCCUCGCGCUGACCACAGCCUCCAUCCUUCCUCUCCAACCCCCAGACCACAAGCAGGCAUCGCAACUCCGCAAGUUGCUUCCAAUGCCUAUGGCCUAGCGAUUGCUGAUAUCCCGAGGUCCUCCGGUCGGGCAAAGCCGCUCCUUCGAGAACCACCCGUCGAUUGUCUCGUGUGACCGCGUGCGACCGAUUCGAGUGCGCCGCCAUCAAAAGAUAGACUGGCCACCCUCAACCUCCACCUCGGCCUUGUUCUUGCUCGCCUGCCCUCUUGAACACGCCGUUCCAAUCCGAACCUGCAAUCCUCCACGAUGCCCAAGCAACACGUCAUCUUCGGCCGGCCUCUGCCGCGGCUCUCCUCCCGCCGCAUAUCCGUCCUCCUCGCCAGUCUCUCCAUCUUCGCCGUCUUCAGCCUGCUGUUUACGGCGCCAUCGUCCAUCCCAGGGCCCACCCUCUCCAUAUCUGACCACAAGUUCUCCAUGUCGAUACCCAAGUGGAAGUCGCCGUCAUGGAAUCCUUUCAGGUCCCCACCCCAUCCACCGCAGCGCCAGGCCAACGACACCGACGGCCAGUCCUCGUGGUUCUCCGACUGGAGGUGGCUCGCCAUCCCCUUCAGCUCGAGUUACACCCUGGACGAGACGAGGGCGUUGCUACCCUAUAUGCCGGCGAGGCCCGAGGUUUACUGCUACUACGAUACCACGGUUCAAAGGGACCCCACCAUGAAACAGGCCCAGAACGAGAUUCUGCUGUCGUGGAGGCGGGCAUGGUGGGCACAGGGGUUCAAGCCCAUUAUUCUGAGCGAUGCGGAGGCCACUAGCAACCCCUUGUACGAGGAGCUGAUGCGUAUGAAGGUUGAGCCCACCUUACAUGCCGAUUUGAUGAGGUGGUUGGCCUGGGAGAACAUGGGGGGCGGCCUCCUGACACACCACCUGCUAUUCCCCAUGGCAGCCCAUGACGACCCAUUGUUGACUUAUCUGCGCCGUGGGGAGUACCAGGGCUUGACGCGGUGGCAGGAUCUUGGAGACGGUAUGUUUGCAGGAUCCAAGCAGGAAAUCACGGCCGCUAUCAAGGCUGUCUUUGGCAGCUCCAAGGCCAAGACGGCCAAGGACUUCCUGUCUGCUCUGCCGGCCGAGGAGGAUGACGAGAAGAAGCUGUUCUGGGUGGACGAGCCCCCAAAGUCGUUGGCCUAUUACAACGACGUCACUCUAUCUGAGAAGUACGACAAGGUUGCCAAGGCCAUCUCUAACAACGGUGCAAAGGGCCUGGACAGCUUGAACCAGCUCAUCACCUCCCAUCUGCAUCUCACCUGGCAGAACAACUUCAAGAAGGGCAUUUCGGUGCUGAAGCCACUUCCACAUCACACUACCACAAUGGUCCAGCCGGCAGUCGAGCUGGCCAACCGGUUGCAGAAAUGUACCGAGUCGCCCCUGCAGACCUCCUGCCCACCUAACAAUCCCAAAUGUGCUCCUUGCGUCUCAUCCACUCCCCUCAAGAUCUCAAGCCCGAGCAGGUACCGCAACACAACCGGCAUAUACACAAUCGGCACAGUGCCCCACCCAUACACCCUGCACACCUUGAAUGAGCUCAAGGACAACCUCGAUAUCCCCUGGAUCCGACGUGACUGCCCGCGUGACAUCUGGCUGGCCGAGGUGACCAAGGAAUACCUUGGCUCGGGCGUCGGUGGUGCUCCACGCGUGCUUCGCUUCAAGGAGGCCGUCGCGGCAGAAUUCACAGCAUCAAAGUCUAUCUGGCUCACCGCCGAGCAGGAGCUGCCUGACGACCUCGAUUGGCAUUUUGGUUUCGACGUCCCGACAGAGGGCCUCGACCAGGGGAAGUCGGAGACCCCGGUGCCCGGCCCGGAGCGGAGGCCGCAGCCGGAGCAUGAUCGCAAAGACGGGCCCAUAGCCAAGCCGGACGAGCUGCUAAAGGAGCCACAGCUGCUCAAGCGGGCCAGGGAGGUGGUCGGUACGACCAAGGACAAGAAGCAGAUCGCGCUGAGGACUGCGAUCGAGGCAUGGAAUUUGGCCGACACGGAGGCUUGGAAGUUCGCGCGGGCGUUCCUCGCCAGGGAGGGUAUGGAGCGCAAGAAGUUUUCGGAAGAGGAGAGCAAGUACGCCCACGGCAUCGGCACCGAGGUCGAGGCGAGGGACGGUGCUGGCUGGGGCAGGUGGCUUGACAAGGGGCACUCGUGAGCGGUGUAGCCCUUGGGGCAUCGUUAUUUGUAUUUCAUGUGUUUCAACAUUGGCGUGUAAUCGCGGGUCAGGGCAAAUCACAUGAUGGAGUUUUGAGCGGGCGAUAGACUGAUUCUUUGCUUGCUAUCGGACAACCUUAUGAUGCUCACCAACGAGCCCAGGUCAUGAGACUUUUGUUCAGUUCAAACUCGCUAUCCCCCUGCGUACAGCAUUGAACGUCGAGCAGGAAAGGGACGUCGUCGUAGGAGUCCAUGGGUUCGAGAUGGCGAUUGGUUCUACGACUGAACAUUCACAAAGGGUGGGGAGCCAAGGCACCAAUUGCGACCCAAUACCAGUUGACUGUAUGUCCUGAAGAUAGGUCACAAUUGUGUUAGACAGAGUGACGGUCUCAACCCUAUGGGAUGGAAUCACUACAUAGAGCCUAGCCCAUGUGUCUUAUACCGUCGGUUCUGAGCGUAGUUCAAACUGAGGUAGAUCUGAGGUUUUGAUUAUAAUUCCACGAGGAAGCCACCGAGCAAUCAAGUUGUAACUACCUAGGUAGGAAGUCAGGGUGCAAGGCCCAUAUUCAGGAGGGCGUCCAUGUCGUUCGGCGCACAGCGCUGGUCAACUCUUAGGGCUGGUGCAAUUGCUGGUAGUCCCAUAGGACGAUAGGCCUCUUCCAAUACCUGGGUGCAUCCAUGCCCAUGCCCCUCAUCACUCCCAAAGAUUGCCAUACACUAGGGGUGAACCUCAGAUUCUAGAGCAAUUAUGAAGCGCC
Messenger RNA from Diaporthe batatas, 2991 nucleotides. RefSeq lists its product as uncharacterized. The record is from RefSeq and is a predicted model, not a curated record. The transcript has a single exon. NCBI's taxonomy places the organism in Eukaryota, Fungi, Ascomycota, Sordariomycetes, Diaporthales, Diaporthaceae. The coding region runs from base 354 to 2234 and encodes 626 amino acids.